Molecule: messenger RNA, 1494 nt
Organism: Capsicum annuum
Lineage: Eukaryota; Viridiplantae; Streptophyta; Magnoliopsida; Solanales; Solanaceae
Exons: 6
Coding region: 229-1257 (342 amino acids)
Cellular component (GO): chloroplast thylakoid membrane; chloroplast envelope
Source: RefSeq, a predicted model, not a curated record
GAGAUCAAAUCUUGAAAGCUACUUAUUUUGGGCUAUUAAUGUAAUUUCUCCGUCUUUCUCGUUCCUGCCGGCCGGGUCAUCCAUAAAAAGUUGUUUUUGAAUGUUAAGACGUUGUUAAAAAAAAAAAAAAAGAAUGUUAAGACAUCUCUAAUCCUGCCGUUUUAUACUGUUGUUUGGUGGCGUCACUAUCUUCUCAAAAAUCACUGGUCAGACUAACGGGUGUCUCCCAUGGCGGCGGCGGCGGCUUGUACAGUUCACAGUUUGUCCCGACCCCGUGUAGCCUCCACAUCCCAAUGUGUCCCAACUCUCUCUCUACCCAACAAUAAAACUAUCAGUUUUCCCCUAAGUACAAGAUACAGAAGCAACACUGCUACUUCCAAAGUCACCUUCUCGCCAUUUUCGACGAGAGCAGCAAAGAGUGACAGUAGUGAUAAAAGGAAAGAAGAGAAGCAGCAAGUGUUGGAAGAAGAAGAAGAGGAGGUUGAAGAGGAGCUGCCAUGGAUACAAGAGAAAGCAUUGGACCUGGUUGAAUUUACUGGUUCUGUGACUCAGGCGAUUCCUGGUCCCAGGGUUGGCCGUAGCUCCUUCCCAUGGAUUCUUGCGGUGCCCUUGACUUACUUUGGCUUCACUUUUGUCAUCGCCUUUGUUAAAACCGUCCGCAAGUUCAAUUCACCCCGGGAGAAGCGUCGAAAAUUGGUUAACAAAAAUGCUGAGCUAUGCAAGACAAUUGAUGAGUUUUUUGAGAAAGGAAAAGACAAUGUUGAGCCUGCAACUUUGAAGGAACUGGCCCAAAAGACAGGCUUUGCUAUGGAGGAGAUUUUCCGAAAAUAUAUUCGGUACUCCUUGAAUGAGAAGCCAUUUACCCCGGAUUUAAUAGCAUAUUUAAUUCAGUUGAGGAAAGCAUCACUGCUGACUGAUUCUGAAGUAGCUGGACUACUGAAUGAAAUUUCACGUCGAAUUGUUCAAGACAAAGGUCCAGUUGUUAUGCAUAUAUCAGGCUAUUCUGAGAAGGGUUUGAAGAGAAAACUUGCUGUGCAAGCUCUUUUUGGGAAAAUUUAUUAUCUUUCUGAGCUUCCAGAAUUCUGCUCAAGGGAUAGCUCCUUAACUGUUAAGGAAAUAUUUGGAGUGGCUGAUGAGGAUGCUGAAAAGCUUCGGUUACAUACUAUCCCAGAAGCUGGGAACAUGGAUUCACUUGAGAGGAUGGUGAACGGGUCAGAUUCUGAUAAUUCAAGUGAUGAAUCCGCCAGUGUUUCUUGAUUAAUGUACACUUUAGUGUAGAGAAGUUGUAGGCUGGGACACUGUGGAGAGUAAGGCAAAAUAUGACAAGAGAACUCUAUAUAACCUAUACGUCCUUCUGUAGGCCCCAAGUUACCCCCACAGUGGAAAAGAAAAGUCAGAACUUAUAACCACCAUGAGGCUUGUGAAGUUUUAUCUAGAAUGGCUUCAAUUUUGUACCCAAAACACUUCUGAUACAAAAUGCCUGUGUUUGUUGCA